AUGGGAACCACAGAAGCAACUUUACGAAUGGAAAACAUGGAAGUGAAAGAUGAGUGGCAAGAUGAAGACUUCCCCAGACUUCUACCUGAGUACGGGGACAUGGACUCCUCUUGUGGCCUCACAGACAACAGAUCACCUCCCAAUUCCCUAAAUGUGAGCCCACCUGGAGGAGGCGCUGCAGUGUCUUCCUCGCGUCGAACACGUCGUACAUUGGUUGCCCCGGAGAUGAACCUGUCCUUGGAUAAAAGCGAGGGAUCUCUGCUGUCAGAUGACUUGCUGGACACACCCGAUGACUUGGACAUCAAUGUGGACGACAUCGAUACACCAGAUGAGACUGAUUCGCUGGAGUUCAUCACUAAUGGCAACGACCUGGAGUGGGAAGAUGACACUCCAGUGGCCUCAGCCAAAGCAGGUCCAACUGGUGGUUCGGGAGACUUGGAGGAAGAGGGAAAUGCCAACAAUGGACGUCUCUGGAGGACGGUGAUCAUUGGAGAACAAGAACACAGGAUUGACAUGCAGAUCAUCCGGCCCUAUCAAAGAGUCAUCACCCAUGGAGGUUAUUUUGGGGAGGGCCUGAAUGCCAUCAUUGUAUUCUCUGCAUGCUACCUGCCUGACAGUAGUAUUCCAGAAUACCACUACAUUAUGGAAAACCUCUUCCUGUAUGUGGUGAGUAGUCUUGAGAUGCUUGUGGCUGAAGAUUACCUGAUCAUCUACAUGAAUGGAGCUACACCCAGGAGUAAAAUGCCUGGAAUUAGCUGGCUAAAGAAAUGCUACCAGAUGAUUGACAGAAGGUUGAGGAAGAACUUGAAAUCUCUGGUCAUUGCUCAUCCUACCUGGUUCAUUCGCACUGUACUGGCUAUCUCCAGGCCCUUUAUCAGUGUGAAGUUCAUGAAUAAGAUCCAGUAUGUUCACAGCCUGGAUGAACUUGCCCAAAUGGUACCCAUGGAGCAUGUACAUGUCCCGGAAUGUGUUGUGCAGUUUGACGAGGAGAGAAUUAAAGCCCGACGGGAAAGAAUGGAGCAAGAGCAGAGACAGCAACAGUCCGUCCCUCAGUCAGAGAGGCCAAAGUCAAUGAUUGUAGAACAAGGAUUAUAA
Molecule: messenger RNA, 1095 nt
Organism: Nerophis lumbriciformis (worm pipefish)
Lineage: Eukaryota; Metazoa; Chordata; Actinopteri; Syngnathiformes; Syngnathidae
Source: RefSeq, a predicted model, not a curated record